UGGUUUUGUUUACCAAGUUCUGAAUAGCUGUCACCUAUAAUCCUUUAAUUGUCUGGACCUUGUAUCUGAGAUGAUUGUCUUAAGGCCCCCAUACACUACCGAGGAACGAAUCGCGCUUCAAGUCACCUCAAGCUUGGCUCGAACUCGAAGGAGGCCACACUAAAGAGCCUUGUUUCAGUUACGGUAAGCGCUUUUUCCGCACAGUGUAGAUGUCAUCCUCAGACCUAGACACAGACGAUUUUUUAAGCAUUGCUGUUGCUCUCGAAGAGAAAAAACGUAAAAAGCGAUCAAAGUGGAGCAAAUCGUGGCUUUUAAAGAGAAAUGAUUUCUCGCAUACCAAUUUGCUAGAAGAACUUAGAUUGAAAGAGCCCCAAGAUUGGUUCAACUAUCUGAGGAUGGACGAAGAUACGUUCCUAGAGCUUCUUUCCAUGGUAACUCCUAUUUUUGAGAAGAAAGAUACGAAACUUCGAGAAGCAAUUUCUCCCCAUCAGCGUCUAGCAGCCACAUUACGCUUUUUAGCAACUGGGAAAUCCUAUGAAGAUCUAAAAUUCUCAACGUGUAUUUCUCCACAAGCAUUGGGACACAUUAUUCCUGAAACCUGUGAUGCGAUAUACAGACUGCUCAAACCCCAUUACUUAAAGUUUCCUUCGAGUGUCGCAGAAUGGAAAGCAAUCGCACAACAAUUUGAAAACAAAUGGCAAUUUCCUAAUUGUUGCGGGGCGCUUGACGGCAAGCACAUAAGAAUAACUCCUCCCCAUGAUUCCGGGUCUUAUUACUGGAACUACAAAGGAUUCAAUAGUGUUGUGCUGUUGGCCCUUGCAAAUGCCAACUAUGAGUUUAUUAUGUGUGAUGUUGGCACUAAUGGGCGAAUAUCAGAUGGAGGUGUGCUUGAGAACACAAAAUUCGGAGACCUAUUAAGCAAAGGGAAACUGAAUUUGCCAGAGCCAGCUAAACCAGAAAAUAGUAGCAGAAUUUUGCCAUAUGUAUUCAUCGGAGAUGAGGCUUUCGCGUUAAGGAAGCAUUUUUUAAAGCUUAUUAUUCCUCUAAAGACCUCACAAAGGAGCGCAGAAUAUUUAACUAUAGGCUCUCUAGAGGAAGAAGAAUAA
This is a messenger RNA of Macrobrachium nipponense, 1106 nucleotides long. RefSeq lists its product as uncharacterized. The transcript has 2 exons. Lineage: Eukaryota; Metazoa; Arthropoda; Malacostraca; Decapoda; Palaemonidae. The record is from RefSeq and is a predicted model, not a curated record. Bases 210 to 1106 code for a protein of 298 amino acids.